Molecule: messenger RNA, 1002 nt
Organism: Aspergillus pseudotamarii
Lineage: Eukaryota; Fungi; Ascomycota; Eurotiomycetes; Eurotiales; Aspergillaceae
Product: fungal specific transcription factor domain-containing protein
Exons: 7
Coding region: 1-1002 (333 amino acids)
Source: RefSeq, a predicted model, not a curated record
AUGCCUUCCAUGCGCAACGGAAAGAGGGCACCCGAAGUCGAACUAAGGUGGAAGCAGGGCUGGUUAAUGAAUUUAUCGCGUAUAAGCAAUGGACAAGGACGUUUCUUCAUGACUGGCUUAACUUGCUCUAGUGGUGCUAGAACCAAGUCAAACGUGUAUUACAAGAAUGCAAUCGCCGCUGUGCCUGAGCUUCUAUUACGCAAGCCUGACUUGAUGGCUGUUCAAGCACUGAUGGGCAUCUUUGAAAUCCACGGACCUUGCGCAACCCCACGAUCCACAGGCAGAGAAAAAGAGCAACCAAUCUUAACCUUAUCUUUAGGCCUGCCGCCUAGCAAUGCCUCAGCUGAUCUCGGCGCGGACAGCCCCCACCCAGACUGGGUAUACGAGUCGAUCGCCCAAAAUGCCGGACCUUCUGACAUGGAUUUAUUUACUUGGUUUCGUCGUCUUAGCGUUAUCCGACACAAGAUAUAUACGUCUCUCUACAGGACAAAGGACUCCCAGGCGUUCCCGCAUGGACAGUCUUCAAUCGUACAGGCCUUGCAACUAGAACUAACGAGUUUUCAACGGACAUUACCUGUUGACCUUGGCCAUGCUGUAGAAUUUAUCACCAGGCUACCAGGCCAUCCCAAGUCUCCCUUUGUGUCCCUCCUAUGUGCGUAUCACAAUACCGUUAUUUUAUUGCAUCAGACACAGAUCUUCUUCCGGGCUCCGAAGGUCUCAACUCCGUCCCGAGCUACAGAGCUCUCUCAGAAGGCAUGUGUAGGCGCUGCCCGCCAGACGGCGUUUCUAUUGAACGCCCUUCCUCCUUGGUGGUGGCCACUGGUAACCCUCUAUAUCUUCGCUGCAUUCAACAUCCUGUUCGCGAGUCAAUCUCGAGUUAAUGGAAGCAAUGAUCUCCCGCCUUUCUACAUGUGCCACCGGAAAUGGCCUGUCAGAAAGCCCGAGUUUGGCCGACGUAUACGGCCAAUCGGAGACGUUACCUUUGACUGGAAAUAUAUCUGA